UUUGAUCAACUGUUUUUAAUAGCACGAAGAAGAACACCAGGAAACGUAAGCCAACAGCCCUAACAUACAUAUUAGAAUGGCUACAGGAGUGGAUCAAGCAGUUGGCAUGAGUAUUGUUGUCUUCAGCCUCCUGCUGUUUACAUACUACUCAGUCUGGGUCAUCGUCCUGCCUUUUGUUGACAGUGAUCACAUACUGCACAAGUAUUUUCUCCCUCGGGAGUACUCAGUCAUUCUGCCUGGCAUUGCAGCAGUAAUAUUGCUCCUCUGUAUAGGGGCAUUCACUGCAGUUUUCAUGUGGAAAAAUCGCAAGCCAAAGAAAGUGGACUAAUUUCUGGGUGUUCAAGUGGCUGCUGUGGAAUAAAAUACGUUAAUGUAGCCUUGAUGCUAAACCCUAUCUGGUGGUCCACAUAAAUCUCACAUCUACAGUAAUAACAGCUGAUGUUCAUGCUUACAAACCUUACAAAGUUUAAUGAGAUUUUUAUAUUUUGGUUCUAUUUUAAGUUCAUUGCAAUAGAACUCAGCCACUAUGUUUCAGAUUGUACAGCCUUCUUCUUUGGCUCCCCAUAUGAGCGUAUUAAAGAUAAUGAAAAUGAAUGUGCUGAAAACAACACAGUCUCGUUUUUCUACAGAUUAAAAGUAUGACACAAGAAGAAUUUGAGAUGUCGUAAAAAUGGACAAUAGUGUCUUUAAAUUUGUCAGCGGAUCUCUGUAUUAUCAGUGUUGCAAAGAAUUCAGUUAGCUGAAAGGUUUAUGGCAUAUUUAUUGGAUCAUUUGAAAUGUCCAUCCACUCUGUAGGGUUAUAAGGAUCCAGUGGAUAGUCCCUAAGACCAUCUACUGCAAGGGCGAACCUGAGAUGAGCCUGAUUACAAGAAAAUCACAACCUGCCCUUGCAACAGACACUGCUCCUGUUUCCCCUUAGAUACUACCAGUGUAUUGAAGUGUCCUUGAAGCUGUUUUUUCUGUAAAAAUGAAACACAAAAUAUUUUUGUUAAGGCAAAAAUGUAAAUUCUCUAUGUUGCCUGUUGCAUGUUUUCAUCAUUUAGCUCCUCAUGAUGACAUUAUGUGACGGCAGUAAUGUUUGGCUGGCUUCACUGUGGUUUUCAUUAAGGAUUGCUUUAAGGAUGGUCGGAGAUGCUUUCCACUCAUUUUGACUCAAAAUUUCCUUCGAGGUAGUAAAACAUGUUACAUCAGGUUCAAAUAGGCUAACUAAUUCUAAAGACACACUAUAAACAGUCUCGUAGAACCUUGCUAGCCUAGCAACAAUGCUACAAACAACCCAUAAUGCAUCGCUCACUGUCGGAGCUGGUGUUCUGCCAGUACUCCUUCCAUUCUUAAAGAAUAUGUCAUGUGAAUACACUGGUGCAUUGUCAGCAGAUAUAAUGCCACCUCCCCCAUUUGAAAUAUAGUUUUCAAAAAGAAGAUUUAUAUUUGGACCAAUACAGCAAAAUGACAGUAAUAUACAGGAUGGAAGGAGGUGGAACACGUGUCACUGUUUUUGAAAAAGUGUCCAAAUUUAACUUUAAAAAGGUAGUACAGGUCUUAUGUGAUAUGUUGUUUGGGAGUCCAUUUUUUUGGUGACUAAUUUUGAUUGUAAAUAGUUUAGAAUGCAAAUCAUUAUUUUGUUUAUAGUCUUGUGUGGACAUGGGGCCCAUGGCCCCUUUUCUCUGUUCAAUAAAAAUUUGAUGCUGGAAA
This is a messenger RNA of Monopterus albus (swamp eel), 1692 nucleotides long. It is a transcript of the gene dpm2, whose product is annotated as dolichyl-phosphate mannosyltransferase subunit 2, regulatory. Gene Ontology annotation, cellular component: dolichol-phosphate-mannose synthase complex; endoplasmic reticulum membrane. The transcript is spliced from 4 exons. The record is from RefSeq and is a predicted model, not a curated record. Gene Ontology annotation, molecular function: enzyme regulator activity. Gene Ontology annotation, biological process: dolichol phosphate mannose biosynthetic process; GPI anchor biosynthetic process. The coding region runs from base 77 to 328 and encodes 83 amino acids. Lineage: Eukaryota; Metazoa; Chordata; Actinopteri; Synbranchiformes; Synbranchidae.